CUUCCCUUCACUACAACAAAUCUUGAUCUAAGAGAUCUCUUUAAGCAUUGUGGAAAUGUUAUGAGGGCAGAAAUCUUAGAACAAGGUGGACGGCCUAAAGGCGCAGGAAUAGUACAAUUUGAUUCUUAUGAUUCUGCACGACUUGCUGUUGUGGAUCGAAUUAUCGAUUCGGUAUUAAAUGAGUCCGUUAAAGUGACGCCGACAAAUGGGAGUAUGUCUCGGUUAAGUUUCACUUUAUCACAAUUUGGUAAGAGACCCUAUAUCGUGGGUCAUCGUGGCGCAAGUGACACUUAUCCCGAGAAUACGAUUAUUGCAUUUGAAAAGGCUAUUCGGGAUGGCGCAGAUGCUAUUGAAUUUGAUAUUCAAAAAACUUUGGAUGAUAAAGUGAUUAUCUUGCACGACUUGCAUCUUAACAGGACAACUACAGGGGUUGGAAAAGUCGCCAAGGCCAAUUAUUACGGCAACUUAGAACACGUCACUACAAAACAGGCACCGCACUGUCAUCUUCCACUUUUCGAUGAUGUGAUUGAUAUGUUGUUAAAAGAACAAAAUAAACAUGUAUGGGGUGUAAUCGAUGUCAAACCAGGUAAUCCGCUAAAUAUUUUCGAAUUACUUGCCGAAAUUCUACGUUCGCGGAAUUCCGAUUUAAAGGUAUUCUCAAAACGUAUUAUGCUCGGAAUCUGGCAUCCAAAAUUCUUGCCGUAUGCACGAAAGGAUUUACCGGACAUCCCUAUCGUAAAUAUCAGCGAAUCGCUUAGAAUCUCACGCGAAUUUUUCAGCGAUGUUGACGGAUAUAAUCUGCGGGGAACAAUUCUCGCCGGAAAAGACGGGCAAAAAUUCGUGAAAAAUGCACAUGACACCGGGAAACCGGUAUACGUGUGGACUAUUAACUCCAAAUUACACGCAAAAGACUGUUACGAUUUGGGUGUUGAUGCUAUUAUGACCGAUAAACCGAAAUAUGCCAUCGAAUAUUUUCAAAAUGAAAUGUUUUCUACAAACAAUUAUUGGUGGUUUUCCUUCUUUCGUUUCUUUC
This is a messenger RNA of Ambispora leptoticha, 1033 nucleotides long. The record is from the annotation of a GenBank genome assembly. Lineage: Eukaryota; Fungi; Glomeromycota; Glomeromycetes; Archaeosporales; Ambisporaceae.